UAUAAAUCCCACAACUGCAGUAUUGGUUUAAAAAUAAGUCGGAUUUGUUUUGCAAUUGCUUUUGUCCGAUAUGGCAUUUCGUUCCUGCUGUUUGCUAAUUCAGUGUUCGUGUUUCGCUAACAAAUUACAGAAAAGCUUAAAUAAUUCCAUUUUUUUAACUGUUAUGUGCAAAAGUAAACAUUGAGAUCACAAUGAGUCUGGAGCAGGGUGAACAUUUGUUGGCACUAAAGGUGAUGCGGCUGACUAGGCCUACACUCAUCGGUCCACAGGUGAUUUCCUGCGAAAAUCGCGAUUUGCCACAACAAACAUUACGACGGCGUAUGCUGGAACAUGAGAGUACAACAGUGGCAGGCGCAGAAACGCUAGCAGCUGGACAAUUUAUGUUGUUACCACAGUCGUUUGGUUCCAUAUAUUUAGGUGAAACUUUCGCAAGCUACAUUUGUGUUCACAAUUGUACGACCUAUUCAGUGGAGGGUGUUACGGUUAAGGCGGAUCUACAAUCUAAUACAACGCGCAUUAACUUACCCAUGAUUGAGAAACAAACCAGCACUACACUUGCGCCUGAUCAAACAUUGGAUGAUGUGAUACGCUACGAGGUGAAGGAAAUAGGCACGCAUAUUUUGGUUUGCGAAGUCAACUAUACAACGCCGGCUGGUUUUCCGCAGUCAUUUCGAAAAUUCUUUAAAUUUCAAGUGCUCAAACCUCUCGACGUUAAAACUAAAUUCUACAAUGCUGAAAUGGAUGAAAUUUACUUGGAAGCACAAAUCCAAAACAUAACUACAGGUCCGUUUUGUCUCGAGAAAGUCGAAUUGGACAGCUCUGAGCACUACACCAUUACACCAUUGAAUACGUUAUCCAAUGGCGAGUCGGUGUUCUCCUCAAAAAAUAUGUUACAGCCCAAUAAUAGCUGCCAGUUUUUGUAUUGCAUAAAGCCAAAAACUGAAAUUGCGAAAGACAUUAAGGCUUUAAGACAAGCAAAUAAUGUGGGUAAAUUGGAUAUUGUAUGGCGUUCGAAUUUAGGGGAGAAGGGACGUUUGCAAACUAGUCAAUUGCAACGUUUGCCCUUCGAAUAUAAAGAUGUGCGCCUGGAGGUAAUCGAUGCGCAGAACAUUGUAAAAAUAGGUGAACCAUUUACGUUUGUUUGUCGCGUAACAAACACAGCGGAACACAUAAUGGAUUUGGUGGUGAAAUUAGAAACACAACUAGAAUUUGGUUGUGACUAUACUGGCGCUACAGAAUUUUCCAUUGGUAAACUAGCGCCUGGAGAACAACGCGAAUUUCCACUGACAGUGUGUCCGGCGCGUUUAGGUUUGAUUAAAAUCAGUCCUCUACUGCUAACGAAUACCCUACAAAAAGAGCAGUAUAUUAUCGAAAAGGUGGUUGAUGUGUUUGUUGUCGAUACGGACUAUCAUGAGGAUGAAGCAUUCCAGGUUAAUAAAUUUGUACGCUACGAUAAUACAUCAUCAGCGCCAAUUGAGGAGCGCACAUUGCAACUGCAAGUCGUCUGAAGGCGAUUAUUUUUCGGGAAAUAAGUUCUUUAGCAUUUUAUUGUAAUAAGACUAAGUGUAUGUCAUUAAAACAUUAUUAAAAUAUAUGUGUAAUGCAAGGCGAAUUUAAUUAAUUAAUUAAUUUAAAUGAAUUCGCCUUGUCUUGGUAUAAUGUAUAAAAAUGUAUUUUGAUUGCUUGACUGUGACUUUAAUUCCAUGGAGAUUUGAUUUUGUCAAAAAAAUUAUUAAAAAAGCGCCUUGACGCAUGUGUAAAUGUAAUAAAUAUUUAUUUUCUCAAUAUUUAUCAACAACUCUUUAGCCUAUAUAAAAGCCUUACAUUGCACUCUAAUCAAAAUUGUUUUGCUUUAAUUAGAAAUUAGCAUUUUCAAAACUUAGCAGUAGACGCGCAUGCGCACAAACGUAAUAUGCUUAAGUAUACAAACAUAGCGCAAUUUCUAUGAGGCAAAGUAAAACAACAACAAUAACAAAGUAAGCAAAAAAUAAAAAAAACCUAUAAAAAUUACACACAAACAAAUAUAAAAUCUACUUGCAGUGUAAAAGUGUACAUAUUGUACGAGAAUAGAGAAAAAAAAUGUAAAAAAUGAAAUAGUCACCAAACUAAUUGAAAGUAAAAAUAUAAUAAAUAUUACAGUUGAAUUAACAAAAAAGCAAUAGCAAAAAAAAAACAACAACAACUAAAAACAAGUAAUUAAAACAGUGAAUUUAUGUGCCAAUACUCAUACAAAAAUAAAUAGAAAUUUAAUUAGUGAAUAUAUUAAAAGAAUAAAUUAAAUAUAAAUUACUGCACCCAUACAUACAUAUAUACAAAUACAACAGUUGAGCGCAGUAAAUUGAGUGCACAUUUAUUAAUUAUUAUAAAAAUAAAAAAUAAAAAAUAUAAAAAAAUAACAAAAAUACAUAAAUAAAUACAUAAAAAAGUAGAUGAGUGCUUUUCGUUUUGUACAAAGUUAUGAUUUCCUUAUUAUUUCGUUGAUUUGCGCCAAUUAUUGCCCACAAAAUGACACAACAAGACAACUAGACGCAUAACAAAAACUACAACAAACAAGCUACAACAAAACUACAUACAAACAAAUGCUGAAAUAGCCACCUGAGUGCCAAAUAAAAGCGACGAAAUGCAAUUAUUUUUAACGGUAUUGCCAGCUGUCGACCACUCGCUUCAACUAAAACAACAACAACAACAACAGCACAGGCUAAUGCAGCUACAGUCGCACAGAAAAAGCAAGUAAAACGUUGUCAACUGCAACAUUAAUGCAUGAAACGACAAUAACAACAACAAGGGCAACAAAAAUUAAAAAAAA
This is a messenger RNA of Ceratitis capitata (Mediterranean fruit fly), 2806 nucleotides long. RefSeq names its product probable trafficking protein particle complex subunit 13 homolog. The coding region runs from base 192 to 1508 and encodes 438 amino acids. NCBI's taxonomy places the organism in Eukaryota, Metazoa, Arthropoda, Insecta, Diptera, Tephritidae. The record is from RefSeq and is a predicted model, not a curated record. The transcript has 7 exons. Gene Ontology annotation, cellular component: TRAPPIII protein complex.